Molecule: messenger RNA, 720 nt
Organism: Theobroma cacao (cacao)
Lineage: Eukaryota; Viridiplantae; Streptophyta; Magnoliopsida; Malvales; Malvaceae
Source: RefSeq, a predicted model, not a curated record
AUGAAGGUCAAGAAGAAAGGCGGUGUGUACCCUCCUCUAUCCUCACCUUCCUCUCCAGUUUGUUAUAGAGAUCCUAACUCUGUGUUGAAGGUUCUCCCGGUAGCAAUUCUAACUCUAGCUCUAGCUCUCCCACCACAAGACCAAGAAGUCUUGGCUUACAUGAUAACAAGGUCCAUUAUUUCCACCACAAAUCCGUCUACCUUCAACCAUCAAUCCAAGAGCAAGUGCAAGAAAGGAAAAGCCCCUCUUUUUCAAUGUGGGUGCUUCGAUUGUUACACCAGGUUUUGGCACAGAUGGGAUUCUUCACCCAACAGGGACCUAAUUCAUCAAGUCAUUGAAGCCUUUGAGGACCAUUUGCUGCAAGAUGAGGUCUCCAAGAAACACUGUAAAGCAGCCAGGAAGAAAGACAAGGAAAUCUUGAGCAUCUAUGAAUCCAAUGUGGUAACUGUUAAUGCAUUGCACAGAGAGCAGUCCCAAGACAGUGAAAUAUCGAUGGUUGAAAAUGAGGCCUUGGCGGAGGCUGAAAAUGGGGGUGGGCCGGGUGGCAGUGAACAUGAAGGAGAAGGGAAUGUGGGUGAUGAGGUGACUGGAAACCUGGAAAUGGGGGUGGUGACUGUAGCAACUGGAGUUAGCCACAAGGGUUUGGCCAGGAAGGUUUUACCGGACGUGGUGGGCUUAUUCAACUCUCGUUUGUGGAGCCUCUGGGGUCCGAGUAUCUAG